Molecule: messenger RNA, 1278 nt
Organism: Penicillium samsonianum
Lineage: Eukaryota; Fungi; Ascomycota; Eurotiomycetes; Eurotiales; Aspergillaceae
Product: Zn(II)2Cys6 transcription factor domain-containing protein
Exons: 2
Coding region: 1-1278 (425 amino acids)
Biological process (GO): regulation of transcription by RNA polymerase II
Molecular function (GO): DNA-binding transcription factor activity, RNA polymerase II-specific; zinc ion binding
Source: RefSeq, a predicted model, not a curated record
AUGGAAAAUACGCAGAGCGCGAUCCGAUCCCGAAAAUCUCAUCAUAAGUCUCGCUUAGGGUGUGGAAAUUGUAAAAGACGGCGAAUAAAAUGUGACGAGAAGAAGCCAGCAUGCUCCAAAUGCAUUCAUCAUGCUAUCGAGUGUGACUUCCUCUCGACAGCAGCUGUAUCAUCAGCUUCGUCCUCUUCAGAACCAUCCCCAUCCAGACCUUUGAAGGCACAAUUUCGAUUCAAGCCUUCUAAAUACGGAUCUGGGGAAUGCAACCCCAAGGAUGAAAUAGGCCAGCCAUCUUCGCAGACAGUCUCCUCAGAAAUCCAAUGCAAAAACUGCAGCUCGAGCCCCCUACCGCAGAGUCAAGAUACCCUCUCAAUCGCCGACCUACGACUCUUCCACCACUUUGUCACAGAGACAUACCGCACCCUAACGGACGAAGCAACCGACCGCAAUCGAGUCUGGCAAACUCACCUUCCACAAUGGGGAUUUUCCUCGCCGUCCAUCUUCCACCUCAUAUUGGCGCUGGCAGCCUUACAUCUGGGUCAUCUCCACCCCGAGCUACGAGACCAGUAUGUGAUACAGGCAGAUGACCACUUCACAUUUGGCAUUCGAUCUGUGUCCGUUAUUCUGUCAAGUCUUGAUUCAGGGAACUGUCAGUCAAUAUACAUGUCGACAGUGCUAAUAUGUUUCGUCUAUUUUGCACAUGGUCCAAAACCUGGUGAAUACCUCGUGUUCAGUGAGAAGGGGAAGGCCGAAUGGCUGGUUCUUAUGAGAGGAGUGAGAUCGAUCUUGAUGUCUAACCGCGACAAAAUCUUUACCGGGGUCUUGCAGAUUCAAACCGAUCCUGUUAUUCAGGGCGUCAGCCCCUUGUUACAAGAUGAGCUCGGAGAACAUCAGUCUCAUAUUAAAGAACUUCAACGUUUUAUCGAAACGAAAACUGGCGGGAGUUCUACGUGUCAAAUCUACAUCGGUGCACUUGAAGACUUGCUCGGAAUGUUCGAGGAAGCAUACCAGAGUCGAAGCGCUGGGAAGGAUGGUGUUAGCCUGAUGCCCUUUGUAGUUGGGUGGAUAUAUAGGCGGCCUGAGCAGUUCAUAAGUCUUCUUGAGGAGAAGGAGCCCCUUUCAUUGAUUGUUCUUGCUUAUUGGUGUAUUCUUUUGAAAUUCAUGAGAUCCUCGUGGCUUAUGAUUGCUUGGGAUCGACAUGUCAUUGCAGGAAUUCGGGAGUCUCUAGGAAUUGACUUCCGCCAAUGGAUUGAGUGGCCCAUGAGUGUUAUUUGCGAUUGA